CGUUUGUAUUAUAUCUAUUUAUACAGACGGAUUAGCCUAUUCUGUCUGUAUAAUUCCCUGUUUCUUAAAGACAAUUUUUUCCUCUUUUAUUUUAGCCGUCUGUAUACAUUUUCCUUUCCCUCCACAUAUUCCCAAUUUUCCCUCCCCAAAUUCUGAGUUUCCCUCCCCGGUAAGCCUAAGUAUUUCUGUCCCUCUCCCAAAUUUCCAAAAUUUGGAAUUUAUUUUGCUAAAACUCAAAAACCCAUUCAGUCCUAACUACAAAAUUCAAAAGCCCGACUCUAAUCCUCCCCAAAUUCUGAGUUUCCCUCCUCGAUAGGCUUAAGUAUUUCCAUCCCUCUCCCAAAUCUCCAAAAUUUGGAAUCGAUUUUGCUAAAACUCAAAAACCCAUUCGAACCUAAUGCAAAAUUCAGAAGCUCGACUCUAAUCCAUGAACGACAGGAGGUUACCGGCGGAGAAUAGGCGGUGGCAUGCUGCUUGGCUGAGUGAAAAGGAGGCUUCUGUUGAGGAUCCGGUGGCAGAGAGGCAGUGGCACUACUGAGGGAAGAAGAAGCACAGCAAUAGUCCACGUGCCUUUUCUUCCAAAGCUGGUUAAAGAUAUGGUAGAUCACUGCAGUCUUUUUCUUUACACAAAAUGAGUCCUUUCAUAUGGAUAUGGCACCACACCACACCACACCACACCAAGACAAAGCUAUUCGGUAAUUCCUCCUUCGAUUAUCAAAAUUAAAAGGUUCCCUAAUCC
This is a messenger RNA of Rubroshorea leprosula, 739 nucleotides long. Lineage: Eukaryota; Viridiplantae; Streptophyta; Magnoliopsida; Malvales; Dipterocarpaceae. The record is from the annotation of a GenBank genome assembly.